CGUGUUGGAUAGAAAAAGUUUCGGGAAGAGCAGGAGGGAGGGGACUGAGGAUUGGAAGUGUAGCAAUCCGACAGCGAGCAUGACCGACGCGGAGGCGCAGAGCGCUCCACCAUCGGCACCGGUGGAAGAAAAGCCACAGCCGGAGAGAAAAAUCAUAGCCACCUUGGUCCAAGGCACAGUGAAAUGGUUCAACGUGCGUAAUGGAUAUGGCUUCAUUAACAGGAAUGAUACUAAAGAAGAUGUGUUUGUUCAUCAGACUGCUAUCAAGAAGAACAACCCUAGGAAAUUCCUCCGCAGUGUGGGAGACGGGGAGGUUGUAGAGUUUGACGUGAUUGAGGCAGCCAAGGGCUCGGAAGCAGCCAAUGUGACUGGCCCAGGUGGCGUUCCAGUCAAAGGGAGCCGCUACGCACCCAACAAACGCCGCUUCCGUCGACGGUUCUUCCCUCGCAGCCCUCGACCUGGUGACCAGAGCAAACCAGCUGAUGGCAAUGCCCCCGCCGUUGAGGGCGAGGGAGCGGGAAAAACUGAUAUAGCAAGACCUCAGCAGCGCCGCCGCAGACCCCAAAGACCACGUCAGGAGGCACAAGAUGGUGAGUCUGGAGAGCAAAAGAACGGAGUAGCAGAGGACGACCAAACGCAGCGACCACCACGGCGUAGAUUCUGGAGUACAUACCGCAGACCGUUCCGACCUCGCCCUCGUUCUGAUCAGGCUGCGGACAGCGAGCAGGCAGCUGCACCAGAGCAGAGCCAGGAGCAAGGUGAGGUGAAGCAGACAGGGGCCUAUGAGGGCCCACAGACCAAUGGAGAAGCAGCACAGGGCCAAGGCCAGAAACAACGGCGCCAGCCUAGACGGCGCAGGCAAAGGAACUCAGAGUCGUCUGCCUCAAAAAAUGAUACAGAGAAGUCAGCAUCAGAGCCUGGUACCCCCCCUCAGAAUUCAAAACCAGCUGAUCUGAAAUCCACAUCGAAAUCACCGAAGGCCUCUCCUAAAACCUCCCCUAAAACACCCAAAUCUCCUGAGCAGGCAGCUGCCACAACAGUCCCAGCACCAACAGAGUGACGUCAGUGAGAGGACAGUCGUGUGACCCUUGGCAAGAGGUCCUAGGGUUGGAGGACUGGACCGGUUUCAAAACACAUGCACUGCUCUCCCCUCCCUGCACUCCCCCAUCCUCCAGCCCACCUCGUCUCGCUGUCAUCCCCUCAGGCCCCUUCCCUCCCCACUCCCUCAUCUUGUCUUGUGUUGUCCUGUCUAGACACUGACAUUUGGAGAGGGACACGGGGUAGGGAAAAACGGGAUACAGGUGGGUGGUGGGUGCAUAUUUAGAAAAUUACAGUACAUCUUAAAAAAAAAAAAAAAAAAAGAAAAGAGAAUGGACACUCUGCUUGGUAGCCCAGUUAUUCCAAC
This is a messenger RNA of Toxotes jaculatrix (banded archerfish), 1405 nucleotides long. RefSeq names its product Y-box-binding protein 2-A-like. The coding region runs from base 80 to 1060 and encodes 326 amino acids. The record is from RefSeq and is a predicted model, not a curated record. Gene Ontology annotation, cellular component: nucleus. Gene Ontology annotation, molecular function: nucleic acid binding. The transcript is spliced from 10 exons. Lineage: Eukaryota; Metazoa; Chordata; Actinopteri; Toxotidae. Gene Ontology annotation, biological process: regulation of gene expression.